Candoia aspera is the source of this 2475-nucleotide messenger RNA. RefSeq names its product BAR/IMD domain containing adaptor protein 2 like 2 (gene BAIAP2L2). Lineage: Eukaryota; Metazoa; Chordata; Lepidosauria; Squamata; Candoiidae. Gene Ontology annotation, cellular component: cytosol; nucleoplasm. Gene Ontology annotation, molecular function: protein binding. Bases 160 to 1656 code for a protein of 498 amino acids. Gene Ontology annotation, biological process: actin filament bundle assembly; actin crosslink formation; positive regulation of actin filament polymerization. The record is from RefSeq and is a predicted model, not a curated record. The transcript is spliced from 14 exons.
UUUCAACAUGAGCCAGCAUCUUUGUUGCAUCCUAUACUUCUAGAAAAGUAUCUUCCAGCUACAAUUGUAGAGCUGGAUUCGUAGGAGUUCCUGCGUAUCUUCUCAAACACUGCCAUUCCUGGAGAAGUGAUUCUUGGGUCCUCUUAAAGUAUUUGAGGUAUGGAGCAAUCCUACAGAUCAACAAUCACUAUCUAUAAGAGCAUCCUGGAACAGUUUAAUCCAGCUUUGGAGAAGCUGAUGUAUCUGGGAAACAAGUAUCUGCGGGCUUUUUAUGCUUUAUCUGAAGCCGCAGAUCAAUAUUUUACAGCGAUUCAAAAGAUUGGAGAACAAGCUCUUCAGAGUUCUACUUCACAAGUUCUGGGUGAAAUUUUGAUACAGAUGUCUGACACCCAGAUGCAUCUGAACCGCAACUCAGAAGUGGUUGCAGAGACCUUCCAUGUAGAUUUGUUGCAGCACAUGGAAAAAAACACCAAGCUGGAUGUACAGUUCAUUAAUGAUAGUCGCCAACGAUACGAGAAGGAAUACCGGCGCAGAGUAGCUAGCAUAGAUAAAUGCAUGAUGGAUCUGCAGAGGAUGGAGAGGAGUCAAGAUAAGAAUGCCUGGGAGAUGAAGGAGAACAUGAUGCGCUUGCACACUGAGAUGCAAGUUUUCAUCAGUGAGAGCCAACAGGCUGCUGAACUGGAGGAGAAGCGCCGCUAUCGCUUCCUGGCUGAGAAGCACCAGUUACUCUCCAAUACCUUUCUCCAGUUCUACACCAAAGCUCGGACCCUCAUCCUGAACAAGACACCACUGUGGAAAGAGGAGCUGGAGGCCUCCCACAAUCCUGUGCAGAAUGUGUUUAACACCCCACCCAGCCAGAGACACCCAUCUGGCCACCUCACUCCUACUCACUUUGAAAAACUCCAGAGGCUUCCAAGUGAUUUUGGUUCAGUUAUGGCAGGACAGAACUCCAGCCUCUUCACCCAGGAGAGACUCCAGAUGGUGCCAUCCUCUCAGCCAGAAACAAAAAGGAAAGUGAUGCCAAGAACUUCUUCAGCUGGCUCAGCCUCCCCUGGCCUUUCUCGCUCCAGCUCCUUUGGAGAGCAAGCAGCACGAAGGGCAGAUGCCGGUAGUAAAGAGGGAAACAGCAGCACUCUGCUCAGAGCGCAAGCACUUGUGCCUCACGUCGCAGGUUCAAACCAGACUCUUUUGCAAUUCAGUGCUGGAGACGUGGUCACUGUGCUGAUACCAGAAGCGCAGAAUGGUUGGCUGUAUGGCAAGUUGGAAGGUACAUCAAUGAGUGGCUGGUUUCCUGAAGCUUUUGUAAAGUCAUUUGAGGAGUCAAUCCCCAGAGGCUUCCCCCUGAGGAGCAGUCGUAGUGUGGACAAUCUUCUAGGUCAGUCUUCUGCUCCAGCACCAGAUGGUUAUUGGCAGAAAUCCAGCAGGCCUCAGUCUCCACUCCCUUCUCCAGCUUUGGUGGGAGCAGGCAACCUUCAGAACAGCACAUCUAAUGCCACGACUCCCAGCAGGGACUCCAAGGUAAAGGUUUAUACUAAUGAGCAGAAUCCAGCAAGGCGGGAUCAUCCUCCAGAACUCUUCCCCAGAGGCACCAACCCAUUUGCCACUGUCAAGCUGCGUCCAACAGUGACCAAUGACCGAUCGGCACCUAUCAUCUGAUGAAAAUAAUCUACAAAGUUGUGUGUGUGGGUGGUUGCUACUGGAACUGAAGAGGACACUCUUUCUUAUUUCUGUGUAUUAUUUCUCCCAAAGUGGGCACAGCUGAGCAGAGAACAGCUGUUGCCUCUGAUUUCCUCUGUUGGCAGAUUGCUAGGAAAGCCUUUGGCCCAGGAGAGAUCAGAAAAGUCACACACCAGGCAUUUCUAUAAAAAUAAUUUUAUUUACAGAAAGCAAAACAUAUUUAAAAGCUUCUGCAUUCUUACAGGCUCUCAGUGAGAGCUGCUAAAAACUCUCUACAUGCCUACACAGAAGGGAAACUGAAACUAAAACAAGUCCAGGCAAGUUCUUCUCCCCCCCCCCCCAGUGCAACAAUUAACAACUGAAAAGGGGACAAUUAAAUUCAACCUCUUCACCUGGCCAAAAUGAUUAGUUACCAUAGUAACCUUAAUCUGUAGUAGAAAACAUAUUAACAUCCUCCACUUGCUAUGUCACAAUGAACAUAGGCCCCAGGUUAUUUUAUCAAGUCACUAUGGCAAGCAUGGACAAUCCAUGACCCAUUGCUCAUCUUCCUUCUUUUCCUCCUGCUGCUUUUCCUCCUUCUCCUGCUCCUUCUGUCUCCAGAAAUCACACCACCAAAAUUCAGUAACAAAUUGCCAAGCAGCAAAGGAACUAUUUUCUGCCAUUGGAGGGAACAUGUGGGAGUGACAUUGUAAAUGAUGUGUCAGCUAUCUUGUCAAAUUCAGAUCUGCCCCAAUAUAGAUCACAGCCAUCUCCCCAAAUAAAAAUAAGAAGCUGGAGUUCCAGGUGCAGAAAGGUUGA